CCCAAACACGAGAGUCUAUAACAUGAUUUCAUUCAAACGCAAGCGAGAUUUGAGGAAUCUUCAAGUAUAUUAAAAAUAUCCCGAUUUCUACCACAUGGGAGAAUAUAAAGUUCAAGAAAGUGGCUCUGCUUUUUAUCACUACACACAAAAAUGAAUACAGAUACGAAUGGUGAUCUUAUUAAAAAAUUAGAUAUGGAAAACGAUUCUAGUUCAGAUGAUGAUACAGAUGAUUCCUGCGAAGACGAACAGGAUGCCGCUACUUCUAACGGGCACAGAUCUACCAGAGAAAUACAAUGGUGUCGAGUACGACCACAUAGAAAAAAAGUGGUAUGGCCACCUCCUUCGAACUCCACGCCAUCUACUUCUACUCACCUCAAACGAAUAACAGCGGGUAAUUUAUCUACAGGAAGUCCCUUGUUUGGAUCCAAGAUGCAACUAUUUUCUCAAACUGGUUAUCAUUUAGCUGUAUAUCCGGAUGGAAAAAUAAGAGGAACACCAGAUGAAAACGACCUCCACACUUUUUUGGAAUUGACAUCUGCUGGUUAUCCAGGACAUGUACGAAUAAAAGCUUUAUUAACAAAUUUGUAUAUAGCUAUGGAUAGAAGAGGAAAGCUUUAUGGAGAAGCAGAUCCAAUGAUGGAGCCUACAGUAUUUAUAGAAUCAUUCCAAGGCUCUUACACGGUGUAUCUAUCUAGAAAAUAUGCCCAUAAUGGUUGGUACAUCGGUAUACAAAAGAACGGUAAAAUUAAAAAAGGACCAAGAACCGGUUAUGGGCAAAAAGCUAUCAAAUUUUUACCAAGAAGAUCAAGAUUUACAAUAUUUUUCACUAUAUCAACCAUAAUGAAUAAGGAUGGUCAGCCAUUUUCGAAUCACGUACGACUUUGGAGCCAAACUGGAUAUAACUUGACCAUAAGGUCUACUGGACAAAUUAUUGGUACAGAUGAUGAUUCGGAUCUAGAUAGUUUAAUAGAAAUAACUUCAGGAGGAGAUGUCAGUUUAGUACGAUUAAGAGGAAUUAAUUCCCAGUUAUACGUAUGUUUCGAUCAUAAUGGUCAUUUAUAUGGAGAGAAAAAUCCAGAAAACGAAGGUACUAUAUUCAAAGAAGCAUUUAGUGCAUCUUAUACUACAUUCCAAACACAACUCGAUUCCAAAGAAUGGUUUAUAGGGAUUAAAAAAAAUGGACAACCAAAAAAAGGUCAACGAACUGAAGAUGGACAAAAAGCUGUUCGGUUUUUACCUCGUAGAUAACAUGAAAUUUUGUAUUACUCAAUUUAUAUUUUAUUUGUAUGUAUAUUUUUUUAGCUUGAUUAAAUAUAUACUUAUUUGAAUAAAA
Messenger RNA from Diorhabda carinulata, 1333 nucleotides. RefSeq lists its product as uncharacterized. Gene Ontology annotation, cellular component: cytoplasm. The transcript has 8 exons. The record is from RefSeq and is a predicted model, not a curated record. NCBI's taxonomy places the organism in Eukaryota, Metazoa, Arthropoda, Insecta, Coleoptera, Chrysomelidae. Gene Ontology annotation, molecular function: growth factor activity; fibroblast growth factor receptor binding. Gene Ontology annotation, biological process: positive regulation of protein phosphorylation; animal organ morphogenesis; positive regulation of gene expression. The coding region runs from base 151 to 1248 and encodes 365 amino acids.